This is a messenger RNA of Sceloporus undulatus (fence lizard), 1050 nucleotides long. Its product is annotated as 3-galactosyl-N-acetylglucosaminide 4-alpha-L-fucosyltransferase FUT3-like. Gene Ontology annotation, cellular component: membrane. Bases 1 to 1050 code for a protein of 349 amino acids. The record is from RefSeq and is a predicted model, not a curated record. NCBI's taxonomy places the organism in Eukaryota, Metazoa, Chordata, Lepidosauria, Squamata, Phrynosomatidae. Gene Ontology annotation, molecular function: alpha-(1->3)-fucosyltransferase activity. The transcript is spliced from 2 exons.
AUGAAAGCCUUCGACUUCACAUACUUUUCUUUCUCGGUUGGGAUCAGUGGAAUAGUCUUCAUCUACAUCCGAUCUGUGAACUUAGAUCUUGGUGUCCCCAUUCUGCAACCACCACAACCGUUGAGAAGUAGCCCUCUAAUUGAGAAGACAAUCUCCAACUUCACCAUCCUGCUGUGGACCUGGCCUUUCGGGGUGUGCUCCCACAUUGAAAAAUGUUCCAGGCUGCUGGGCAUCCCUGAUUGCCACAUCACCAUCGAGCGCAGCUGGUAUUCAAAGGCAGACGCAGUCCUCAUCCACCAUUUUGAUCUCUAUGGUAACCCUAAGAGACUCCCCCAAGAGCCAAGACCACUAUCCCAACGCUGGAUCUGGUUCAACUUGGAGUCACCCACGUCCCACUCUGUACAAAGCUUCUUAGACAACCGCUUCAACCUCACCAUGACUUACCGAAGAGAUUCGGACAUCUACACUCCUUAUGGGUGGAUGGAAGUUCUUCCGCAGAAACAAAACGUCACCAUUCCCCCCAAGUCUAAGCUGGUAGCUUGGGCAGUGAGUAACUGGAAACCAGACUCUCGACGGGUAAAAUACUAUGAGGAACUGAAGAAGUACCUCCAGGUGGACAUUUAUGGACGCCAUCGCCUACCUCUUCCUCAGGACCAACAUCUGUCCACAUUGUCGCAUUACAAAUUCUACCUGGCCUUUGAGAACUCCAUUCAUGAGGAUUACAUCACAGAGAAGGUCUGGAGGAAUGCUUUCCAAUCUUGGGCUGUUCCUGUUGUCCUCGGACCUCCAAGAGAGAAUUAUGAACGCCAUAUUCCUCCAGACUCGUUCAUCCACAUCGAUGACUUCCCAUCUGCCCAAGGGUUAGCCAACUUCCUUCAUGAGUUGGACAGGAACACGACGCGAUAUGAGAGUUACUUCCGUUGGCGCUCAUGGCUGAAACCUAAUGGACCAACUCCUUGGGCCUUUAAGUUCUGCAAAGCAUGUCAGGCCUUGCAGGCAAGUCUAGUUCAAUACCAGACAAUCCCGGACCUAAGCAAAUGGUUCAAGUAA